AUGGAUGGGGCUGCUGUGGAGAGGGGGAAGAGCUUCAACUUCCUCUGCUUGCACAUCACUGACGAUCUGAAAUGGUCCACUCACACAGACAGUGUGUUUGUGGAGACCAUCAGCAGUAAGCAGAGUGAACUGGACACCUUCAUAGCAGAGGGCUACAAAACUGCUCUGUCUGAGGAGCGCAGGAGGUACUGUUUCCUGGUGGACAGACAGUGUGCUGUGGCCAAGAACAGCAGCGCCUACCACGGCAAGGGUAAAGACCUGCUGACCCAGAAGAUCCCAGUAUGGCAGCAGGCUUGUUCAGACCCCAACAAGCUACCAGAGCGGGCCAUGCUCCUAGCCCAGCAGAUGGGCUCCGGGUCCAGCACGGGCACCGCGUCCCUGACCAUGGGGGGCUCCAGCCCCCUGAACACCUCCAAGUCUAACCUGUCCAACCUGGUCAUCUCUGACCCCAUCCCCGGGGCUCAGCCACUCCCUGUCCCCCCUGAACUGGCUGUCUUCAUGGGUGGUGGGCUGGGGCACCAGGCGAGGCUGAUGGGUUCAGAUGGGAUUUCCAUGGUGAACGGUACGACAGGACUCCACGGAGAGGAAGAGUACUGGACAGAGGGGGGGGUGUCAGUCUCCCAGCUCCAAGGAAGACCCUCCUCCCCCCAGGCCCCUUCCCUACCCCAGGGACAGGCCCCCACCCAGAGACAGGUCAGUGAGCACUACUCCAAUACUCCUGCUGUAUACUGUUACGUCCGCAGGCCCCAGCCUGCCAAGAACAAGACCUCUGUUGGUGAGACCCGUACCCUGCCCAGGUCUAGCUCCAUGGCAGCGGGGCUGGAGAAGAACGGUCGUGCCCGUGUCCAGGCCAUCUUCUCCCACGCGGCCGGAGACAACAGCACCCUGCUCAGCUUCUCUGAGGGAGACGUCAUCACCCUGCUGGUCCCAGAGGCCCGUGACGGAUGGCACUACGGGGAGAACGAGAAGAACAAGAUGCGUGGCUGGUUCCCCUUCUCUUACACACGUGUGCUGCCAGAGAGUGAGAAGGAGAAGCUCCAGGUGAAUCUGCACCAUGGGAAGAGCAGCAGCACCGGGAACCUGCUGGAGAGCGACAUGUCUCUGCCCAUGCCCGACUACGGCCUGACUGCCCGCCUGCUGGCACAGAGCCUGGCACAGAGCAGACCCAGGCCCUACAGCAUGGCAGGCUUUACCACACAGCCUGCCCUUGAGGACUAUGACAGUCGCUUUGCUGCUGCAAGUUCUGAUCCCGAUGGCAAAUUGAUUUCGACAGUGUGAGAACAGACAGACAGAGACAGCUCCCUACCGGAUAGCACAGGGGCCACCCCCUCUCUUCACCCCCCCCCCCCCCCCCUUUCAGUCUCU
Oncorhynchus masou masou (cherry salmon) is the source of this 1365-nucleotide messenger RNA. RefSeq names its product brain-specific angiogenesis inhibitor 1-associated protein 2-like. Lineage: Eukaryota; Metazoa; Chordata; Actinopteri; Salmoniformes; Salmonidae. Gene Ontology annotation, biological process: plasma membrane organization; actin filament bundle assembly; actin crosslink formation. The record is from RefSeq and is a predicted model, not a curated record. Gene Ontology annotation, molecular function: protein binding. Gene Ontology annotation, cellular component: nucleoplasm; cytosol. The transcript is spliced from 10 exons. The coding region runs from base 1 to 1278 and encodes 425 amino acids.